This is a messenger RNA of Leptopilina boulardi, 944 nucleotides long. Its product is annotated as THAP domain-containing protein 1-like. Bases 147 to 842 code for a protein of 231 amino acids. Gene Ontology annotation, molecular function: sequence-specific DNA binding. The transcript has 6 exons. The record is from RefSeq and is a predicted model, not a curated record. NCBI's taxonomy places the organism in Eukaryota, Metazoa, Arthropoda, Insecta, Hymenoptera, Figitidae.
GUUAGCCCAAUAAGAUGUAUAUUUUAGUCGGACAAUGGUAAACAUUGAUAGUUUAUGUUUUGUAAAAAUAAUUGAAAACUUAAAGUUUUUUUUGUUAAAUAAAAAUACAGUUAUUAAUACUGUUACCCAGGGAAUGAUUUUUCAAGAUGGGAAAAUGUUUCUUGUGCGGAAAGUUACCUGAUUCACAAAACAACUUAACUUUACAUAAAUUUCCACGGGAUGAAAAUUUGUGCAAAAAAUGGUUAAAUAUAUUAGGCUUGGAGAAAAAACAGUUGACGAAAAAUAGUCACUUGUGCUCGAAUCAUUUCAAUCCAGAAAACUUUACGAUUAAUUGUAAUGGAAGCAGAAACAUGUUAAAACCAGGAAGUACACCUUUAGCUUUGACUGAAGAAGUAAAACAAAAUUUUACAGAUAUUUCCAGAGAAGCGAUUGAUCAAUUAAAUCAUAUUUUACAAGACGUUGAUGAAAAAGUUCUUGAUUCAUCUGUCUGUUUAGAAAAAGUUCCUGAGCCAAGUUUAAACAUAAUCUGCCAUAAUGAAACACUUAAACGACAGAAAGCAUUAGUGUUAAGCACAUCAAAGAAGAUGCACGAGGAAGAUUAUAUUUGUCAUGAUCGGCAUUAUACUAAUACUUUCCAGUCUAUGGCGAUAACUAUUGCCAAACUAACUGAAAAAUUAGAUUCUUUGAAGAGGGAAAACAAAAUUCUUCGUCAACAAACAAGUCGUCUUAAAAAAAAGGCAGAGAUGAACAAAUGGAUUAUUUAUCAACAUUCUCCAUCAAAAGAUGUGGAAUUUAACGAAAUACAGUGGAACAAUAUUCUUAAAUUCGAUCAUAACAGCUAACGAUUUUAAAGUAUUAAAUGUAUUAUAUUAUGUGUGUAUAAAAUAAUUAUAAAUGUAUGAAAUGAAUAUUAUUUUUAGUCUUAAUAAAUUCUCUAUAUUUUA